This is a messenger RNA of Harmonia axyridis, 2634 nucleotides long. RefSeq lists its product as uncharacterized. NCBI's taxonomy places the organism in Eukaryota, Metazoa, Arthropoda, Insecta, Coleoptera, Coccinellidae. Bases 913 to 2589 code for a protein of 558 amino acids. The transcript is spliced from 7 exons. The record is from RefSeq and is a predicted model, not a curated record.
AAAAUAACGAAAGCAUAGUGUAUUUUAUCGAGGUUGGUUCAAGAAAAUCUCUGAAGCUAUUGUUUUUUCCCAUCAAUAUUCUUAUGAUCUAUUUCUGUUUUUUUUUGAGGUUUUUCAAUUUUCAAAAAUGUCCUGCUUCAACAUAGGCGAAGACCUUCACGAUAGGACAAUAAUCUCAUCAAGCAACGAUACUGAAUGUUUACUGAUACCAAGAUUCUGGCUAUUGGAAAAAAAUAAAAAAUUAUGGCAUAGAAUGAGAUUCUUUUACGAACAUAAUGUACCGUCUAAAGAAGAAGUAGAAAAACGUUUUUACAAAAGGAAAGAUUUCAGUAGACAUGGCAAGCAGUUAGUGGAAAAAGUUCUGAAGCAAUCUAAAAAAUCGCAGUACAAUCAAUUUUUUAACAUACCGAUAUCCUUAAGAUUCAAUCAGAAAGGAAUAAACAAUGAAUGAAGAUGAAAACAUUAAAUUAAAGUGAUUAGUGGUGUUGGUUUGUUGUAAGUCAUAAGAGUAGGUAGUGGUAAAUUAGUGUUUGUAUUGUGGUUUCCUCUGUAGAUAUAUUUGAGUUGUUCUUUUAACUUUAGACAAUAAUUCGAAAUUGGAUACUGAAAUGAAAGCCUAUUACGUGACUACGUGCAUUAGUUGGCUGUGGACUUAGCCUUGGCACAGUUAGAGUGACGACAAUACGCUCAGUUUGAGCCUAAAAAUGGCGAAUGGGGCGGGGCUUAACCAUAGCACAUUUCAAAUAAGAGAUUCUGUGCAUCUUAAUUUCAAAUCAAAAUUGACUUUUGACCUAUUACCUAUUUAUAAUUAAUAAACUUUUUGUGUCAUGUAGGUAUUAUUUUCCGCGAUUUUAGAGAAGAUUUUAGGGAUUUUGAUAUAUUGAGAAUAGGUACCUCCUAACAUGAGCUACGAUGGAUCGAAGAAAGAAUAUGUCUUUGCUAGCGGCAGCUGCAAAAGCGAAAAGAGCCAGAUUGGCCAGGUUGCACUUCAGGGCUGCUGUUCGAUUGGCAUACCAAAAUCAUUAUUGGUUGGAGGACACUGAGGGCGAACAGCUUGGUAUGAAUGUGGCAAAAAACAUUCAAAUAUUGACCAGGAAAAAACCGAAGGGACAAUUCUCCUUGACGGAAAAAGCAAUGAUGAAAGUUUCCCAAGAAAAAAGGACCGAUGCCGAAAAACAGCAUCUUCGUAGGGUGCUAGGAACCAUGAAAUGUUUCAGAAAAUACCCUUCAGAGGUGAAGAAAGACCUGGCUGCUAUAACCUAUUAUGCCGAAUACGACGCCGAUCGAAUGAUAGUGAGACAAGGAGACGAAGCUCUGGCCUUGUAUUUCGUUAUUUCUGGUACUGCCAGGGUGCUGAAAUCUAAAUACGAUCCACUGAUCGAAAAAAUUACACAAGUUGCCCUGAAGGAUAAAGAGCCAGGAGAUAUGUUCGGUGAACUGGCGCUUUUGAUUGGUGCAAAAAGGAGCGCUUCAAUCAUAACGAACGAGCGUUCGGAAUUCCUGCUGGUGAAACGCGACGACUUCGACAGAGUGCUCAGAGACACGGUGCUGAAGGAAUGGAACGAAAUCAAGAAGUCCAUCAACAAGUUCGAAUAUUUCAAGAUGUGGGACGACCGCUACAUCCAGCAGAGUUGCAUGGUGUCCAAAAUGCGCUACUACGAGGAGCACGCUCUCAUACUGAGUCAAGACCACGGCGACAAGAGGUACGUCUACUUCUUGAUAGACGGCGCCGUUGACCUUCUGGAAUGCGUGGAGAUGAAGGUGACCACGUUCAAAAACAAGAAGACCUACUCUCUGUUCAACCAGUUCGAAAUGGCUCCCUUGCAGAGGGGUAGGUCCUUGACUGUCGACCUGGGGAAGUUUGUGAAGACUAAAUUGGACGUGGACAAGUCGAUGUCUGAUAUAAAGCUGAGACAAAAUCAUUCGUUCGGCUCCAGCGAGCUGGAGAAUUUGUCUAAGAGCCUGUUGAAAAUGCCCUAUUUAGAUAUGGAUGGGACCAAGAAGCAAAACAAAAGACGUAGGAGGCAGAUUAGGAAGCUCUCUUAUGCUCGUGUUUUAAACGAACUCACUCCAGCUCAACGAGUUAACUAUGUCAAACAAUUUGAAAGUCGAGUAUCAAGAGUUACUUGCGCUAGAGAAGUUCCUGUUACAAGUUUAGAAACGCAUUUCAUAAGGGUGGCCAAAAUGAGUCUACUCGCUUCUUUCAACAUUGGUGAGCACUUGGAUUCGAGGUAUUACGUUUCUAGAACGAAAGUAAAACUACUGGCAAUACCUAGUUAUUGGCUGUUCUCAAGGGACAAACCCACCUGGAAUAACAUCUCUAUCUUCCUGAGGAAUCGUCUUCCUACCAGACAGCAACUAUUCGACGAAUUUGCAAAGAAACGAGGCUGGUUGGAUUAUAGAAAGGAGUGCUAUUAUGACAUAGCUGGCCAAUCGCAGAAAUCGAACAUAAAUUCUAUAAACAACGUACCAUUGAGCAUUCGUCUCAACGAGGACUUAGAUUAUUACGUGUGCCGCAAGCCGUUUGUCAAGAGGACGGCAUCUUCGAUCAGGGAUGACCCAAUAAGGGAGAAUAGAAAGGGUAGAUAGGGUUUGAUAAAUUAGUGUUGUUAAUAAACCGUAUUAAACUGAUGA